UUUUCUCCUUUUUUUCUUUUUGAUAUUUUUGUAUUAUUUAUUAUUUUUCAAAAAUAAGUCAAGUUAGAUCUAUCAAAAAUUGUAUGCUAAAAAGUAAUAAUUAGAGGUAUAAUAUUAAGAAAGAAGUAAACAAAAAUGGUUUCUCCUGACGAAAAAGCUGAUGAGAAACCCUUUCUUCCACCUCCAGUAACGUCAGCAUCUGCAUAUGCUCAUCACCAAAAGCAGCAUUCGCCGACUAUUAUUUUAUUGGUAGUCGCAUUUUACUGGGCUGCUUCUUUAUCAGUAGUAUUUUUAAACAAAUAUAUUCUAAGUGUUUCAGAAUAUAAAUUUCCAUUUCCAUUAUUUGUAACAUGGUAUCAACUUGUUGUCGCGUUUGUUAUUCUGUUAGUAUGGGGAACUUUGGGUCAAAGUGUUAGUUCAUUUAUCCCACCGUAUGAAUUCAAUUUAAGUAUUGCCCGUAAGGUCGCUCCAUUAACAUUUGUGUAUGUUAUGAUGCUGGCCUUCAACAACUUAUGUUUGCAAUAUGUAGAAGUUACUUUUUAUCAGGUUGCCCGCUCACUUUCAAUUCUUUUUAAUAUUUUCUUUACAUACACACUUCUUGGAGCCAAAACUUCAUUCAAUGCAUUAGUUUGUUGUAGUAUUGUUUUCUUUGGUUUCGUUAUUGGUUCCUAUGGAGAAAUAAAUUUCUCAUGGGAAGGUAUCAUUUAUGGUGUUGCUUCUAGUGCAUUCGUUGCAUUGUAUGGUAUUUAUGUUAAAAAAACACUUAGCGUAGUAGAUAAUAACGAAUGGCGGCUUCUUCAUUAUAAUACGACUCUAUCAAUAUUCUUCCUUUUCCCAUUAGUAAUUUUUUCUGGUGAAUUGCAUAGAAUUGUAACAGUAGAUUUCUUAUAUGAAUGGGGAUUCUGGACAUUAAUGACUAUCACUGGUAUCACCGGAUUUGUCAUCAACAUUGCAAUGUUCUUGCAAAUCAAAUUCACGACGCCUUUAACCAACACAAUUUCCGGGACUGCAAAAAGUUGUUUCCAAACCGCUUUGGCGGCUUGGUAUUUCCAAAAUCCAAUUUCACUUUUGAAUGGAACUGGUAUAUUCUUCGCUUUAUUCGGUUCGGGUUUAUAUUCUUGGGUGCGAUAUAGGGAAAUGGUCCGAAAAUAAAUUUAUGUUUCCUAAUUAAUGUAUAAAAAGAUUUUAAAUAUAUUUAGAAUUUUGGUUCAGUCAGAAAAUAAUAUAACUUUUUUUUAAUAUCGUUAUUUUUGGAGGUAGUUAUUAUUAAUAAUAGUUUAUUAAAUA
Molecule: messenger RNA, 1287 nt
Organism: Rhizophagus irregularis DAOM 181602=DAOM 197198
Lineage: Eukaryota; Fungi; Glomeromycota; Glomeromycetes; Glomerales; Glomeraceae
Cellular component (GO): Golgi apparatus
Molecular function (GO): antiporter activity
Source: RefSeq, a predicted model, not a curated record